AUGCCAACGGCGCGGCAGGUCCAGCGAUGGUGUUCGCUGCGCCUCGAGCAGCGCUUACAGUGGAUACGCCUGCUGCGACUGCUCUACCUCCAGGAGCUCAAGGUCAAGCCGUGGUGGCCGCGCGAUCCGUUCUUCCCCAAGCGCGACCGCGAGUCCUUCCGCGAGUACACACAGCACACGCUCGAGCAGUCGUUGGCGGGCAAGACGCUGGACGCGGUCAUGAUUCUGCUCAGUUUUACAAUGGUGUACCUCUACAUCCACGUUGUGUGGUCCAGUGGCGAAAACCUACCCAGCGCCGGCAUUUCCUUUGCGACCAAGGCGAUCGGCGCCAUCUUUACGUUCGACUACAUGAUACGACUGUACGCCGCGCCGCUCCGCUGGAGCUACGUUCAGAGUUACGCGUCCAUCUUUGAUCUUAUUUGCAUCGUCCCAACGUGGGUCGAGAUCGGCAUGACGCAGGCCCAGCUGCUCGCCUUCUCGCAGGCGACGCCCGAGAACAAGCAGCUUGUGCAGUUUGUCCGCGUCCUCAAGGCGUUCCGGAUCCUGCGCGCGUACCGCCUCUUGCGCUUCACGUCGUCGAUGGUCCAGCGACAAGUGCUCCUGACGCUCCUCACGGUCAUUUGCAUCAUCGUGUCCAUGUCGGGCGCGAUGCAGAUCAUCGAGCUCUGCCCGGACCAGUGCGUGCAGUGGGGUUGCCAGGACUUUCUGCGCUCGGACGGCCAGAAGUGCGUCACCAGUCGCUUCUGCACCACGGGCGUAGGCGCCUCGCUCGCCUGCUGCAACUGCCAGAGCCGACCGUUCUUCGACUGGAUGUACUGCAUCACGGUGACCAUGUCGACAGUCGGGUACGGCGACAUUGCGCCAAAGACGCGCCUCGGCCGCCUCACGAUGGGCUGCAUGAUCCUCUUCACGUUCGUCAUGAUCCCGCUGCAAGUGAAUGCGCUCGUCGCGCUCAUGUCGGAACGCUCCAAGUUUACGACUCGGUACACCGACUACAAGGCGCACCCGACCGCCGUCCUCCUCUCGGCCACGGACGCGAUCAAUGCCACGAUGCUCAAGCAUUUUUUGCGCGAGUUUUUCCACCCGACAGCCCGAAUUGGAGCGAGAACCUCUUGA
Molecule: messenger RNA, 1116 nt
Organism: Saprolegnia parasitica CBS 223.65
Lineage: Eukaryota; Oomycota; Saprolegniomycetes; Saprolegniales; Saprolegniaceae
Exons: 3
Coding region: 1-1116 (371 amino acids)
Biological process (GO): transmembrane transport; monoatomic ion transport
Cellular component (GO): membrane
Molecular function (GO): monoatomic ion channel activity
Source: RefSeq, a predicted model, not a curated record